Alligator sinensis (Chinese alligator) is the source of this 951-nucleotide messenger RNA. RefSeq lists its product as uncharacterized. The coding region runs from base 19 to 951 and encodes 310 amino acids. Lineage: Eukaryota; Metazoa; Chordata; Crocodylia; Alligatoridae. Gene Ontology annotation, biological process: response to bacterium. The transcript has 4 exons. The record is from RefSeq and is a predicted model, not a curated record.
UGUUGUGCUGAGGGCAGGAUGGCCUUGCUUCUGCUGGCCUGCUUGGCUGGAUUUGCCGGGCUCGCCCGUGCUCAGCAGGACUCUGUCACCCAGUCCCCCUCGGCGUUGGUGAUCCACGCAGGGGACACUGCCACCUUGUCCUGCAGUUUCUCCACCAGCGAUACCUACCCAUACCUCUACUGGUACCGGCAGCAUCCAAACCGGUCCCUGGAGAUGCUGAUGCAGCUCUACAAAGCUGAGUGGAGGAAGCAAGCAGGGCGGCUCUCCGCGGAGCUGCACUUUGGGAACUCCUCGGGGCGGCUGGCGAUCCAGGGCACCACGCUGCAGGACAGUGCUGGGUAUCUCUGCGCGCUGAGUGACACAGAGGGCUCUGGCUGCUGCUGCACCGUGCAGAAAGGUGUGGGCGGCUCUGUGGGACAGCGAGAGGGCAGGAAGCCCAGUGCCUCUUGGACGGCUGAGGAGGUGGACACACAGAUUGGCUCCACCAGACAGACUGCGGAGUGGGAGCCAAGCCCUGGCCCUGCCAUGCAGGGUCUCUGCAGCCUCCUCCUCCUCUGCGGGGCAGCGAGAUGGGCCCUGGCCCAGGUGUCCCAGCCACCCCGGCUCACGGCGCUGGAAGGAGGACGGCUCCACAUCUCCUGCAACCACAACAUCACCCCACAUCAGAGGAUGUACUGGUACCGGCAGCCCCCGCAGGGUCAGGGGGCCCCGAUCUUCCUGGGGAGCGGGUACGAUGGGACCUCGCCCGCAGGGGAACUCACCAUGGAAGUGUACCUGGCCUCCCGCUCCAGCACCCUCUCCCGGGACGGUGCCAGGCUGCAGGAUGCUGGCAUCUACUACUGCGCCACAGAGGACACAGUGACAGGGGUGGAGGCACCAGCUGCAUCAAAACCCCCGGCCCAACUUCCUGCCACGUGCACCCAGGGCACAUGCAGUUGGCUGCUGCCCUGA